UUGUGUGUUGUUGUUGUUGUUGUGUAUUGUUGUUGUGUGUUGUUGCUGUGUGUUGUUGUGUGUUGCUGUUGUGUGUUGUGUGUGGCUGGGGUUGUUGUCAUGAGGAUCAUGUGAUCAGCUGACUCUCUCCAGACUCAGUCAGAUGUUUCUUCAGUCUCCACUCGUCUCUCGGUGAGUCUGUAGCUCUUCUCUCCUCUCUACAUUCUCUGGAGCUUUUCUCCAUUCAAUCAGAUUCAUUUUAUUCAUUUAAGACUAUUAUUAAUAAAGACUAUUCUGUUACAUGAUCCUAACUUUGAUUAGAUUAAUUAAACUUUGAUGAGAUUAAUUAAACUUUGAUGAGAAUAAUUAAACUUUGAUUAGAUUAAUUAAAAUUUGAUUAGAUUAAUUAAACUUUGAUUAAAUCUGAGUAGAUUGAUGGUGCCUGGACUGGAGCAGCUCUCAGUGUUCCUUCUGUUUAAACCAGUGAAUGAUCUGGUUUAACCUGAUCUGGUUUAACCUGAUCUGGUUUAACCUGAUCUGGUUUAAUCUGAUUUAAUCUGAUCUGGUUUCACCUGUUCUGGUUUAGUCUGGUUUCAUCUGAUCUAGUUUAAUCUGAUGUGGUUUAAUCUGAUUUAAUCUGAUCUGGUUUAAUCUGGUUUAACCUGUUCUGGUUUAGUCUGGUUUCAUCUGAUCUAGUUUCAUCUGAUCUGGUUUAAUCUGAUUUAAUCUGAUCUGGUUUAAUCUGGUUUAACCUGUUCUGGUUUAGUCUGGUUUCAUCUGAUCUGGUUUAAUCUGAUUUAAUCUGAUCUGGUUUAAUCUGGUUUAACCUGUUCUGGUUUAGUCUGGUUUCAUCUGAUCUGGUUUCAUCUGAUCUGGUUUAAUCUGAUCUGAUUUAAUCUGAUCUGAUUUAAUCUGGUUUCAUUUGAUCUGGUUUAAUCUGAUCUGGUUUAAUCUGAUCUGAUUUAAUCUGGUUUCAUUUGAUCUGGUUUAAGCUGUUCUGAUUGGAUAAGAUGAAAGGUCGGGCGUUCAUAGAGGAAGGCUGGAUGUCAGCUCGUCUCUCUGCUGAAGUGAACUUCAGAAAAUCAUUUAAAUGAACAGAAACUGUUUUUAGGUGUUAGGGGCUUUUAUUGUGAAGGGUCAAAGGUCAUUGAUUUUAAUACUGUAAAGUUUUAAAUGUUGAUUAAAACGUGGAAGAGAGAGAAUCAGAGAUGGAUCAUCAGGGCGUGGCAACAGAGCAGCAACACAACUCCAUCAGAAUCUAACUACAGCCACAACCAUGGAAAUGUUUGAGGCUCCUGUACGGUGGCCCUGAAGGUCAACUGUAAACAAACAAUGUCACUAAAUGCAAAAAUAUUUCAUCCAACAUAAAAAUGGUAUAAAGAUAACAACACCACCAAAAGGAUUGAGCUGUGAGAAUAUGUUCUUAUUUUUAACAAAUAACCAACGCCUGCUUUAUUUACCCUGUUAGAGGAAAAAUUAAAUCAUGACAUUUCCAGGCUGUGAGGAACUCCUCCAGCCUCAUUAACCCUGUUAUAGUACAAACAAUAUUGUGAUCAUAUUCAAUAAUAUUUUGAUAAAAUUUCAUAUUUUUGAAAAUGUUGAAUAAAAUUUCGACAAAAUUUGAUAAUAUUUUGAUACUAUUUAAUAAUAUUUUGAAACUAUUUAAUGAUAUUUGAUCAUAUUUUAUAAUUUCUUGAUAAUAAUUAACAAUAAUUUGAUAAUAUUUAGUAAACUUUUGAUAAUAAUGAAAUUUUAUAAUAUUUUUUAUAAUUUCAGCACCAUGGAGCGUAAGCUGGAUCUGACUCGUCUGACUGAUGAGGAGGCCAAACACGUGUGGGAGGUGAUUCAGCGAGAUUUUAACCUCCGCAAGAAAGAAGAGGAGCGACUGAGCGAGCUGAAGACUCGUAUCAAGAAGGAGGAUACGAAGCGUGAGCUGCUGGGCGUCCAGACCCAUCUGUCUGAGUCUCACUGUAUCCGCUGCCUGCAGCCCUUUAAGUUCCUCCUGAACAGCAGGAGGCAGUGUUUGGACUGCCACAUGUACACCUGUAAGGCCUGCAGCCGCUACAACAAGAAGGAGCACGGCUGGGUGUGUGACAACUGCCGCAUGACCAGGGUAUUGAAGAUCGGUACGUCGGGCUGGUACCAUGACAACAUGAGGACCCGCUUCAAACGCUUCGGUAGCGCCAAAGUGAUGAGAUCACUGUACAAGAGGCUGAACGGAGACGGUGGGCGUGACGAUGACACACAGAGCAUGCCUGACAUGCGUAACUACAUGUAUAACGGUACGGAGGACGACCCCACAGAGGCCGAGGCUCAGCGCUACAAAGUGAUGAGGAAGAGUAAACGUCUGCUGUCUGUUCAUCCUCUCGACUUCGACCCUGAAGAAUAUUUUCCUAACUCACGACGUCAGUCUGUUCAGCAGCAGAUGCAGGAUGAUCGCUUCUACAGGAACGACAUGGAGGACCACCGAGUCAACCGCCGUAAGAGCCUGGACCGAUACAACAUGAGACCUGAUGAUGGCGGUGACAGCAGGAUGGUUCGUACGCGCUCUCUAUCUAAGAUCAGCUCCUCGGUUGCUCGGCAACAGUAUGUUGACACCUCAGACGAGGACGAAUACCCUCGUUACCAACAACCGCCAUACCGCCGCAAAAACAGCAGAACGUCAUCACAGGAGAACAUUGGACAGCCCCAGCCGAUGAAUGAGCUGAACAAACGAAUGUUCGCCAUUGAGAAUCUGCUGAGUCGUCUGGAGGAGAAGAUGACACCAGCAGAUGAGAGCCCCGCCCCCUCAGGUCCCAACGAGGAGGCGAAACUGAGGAGGAAGUUGAGCGAGCUGGCGGGGAACCUGAGCGAUAAGGGUGGGCUUUCGUCAGACGAUGACGCCUAUAAGAGGGCGCCAUCUGUUGGGCGAGGGGCAGCGGGGCUGAGGGCGGUCCCGGGGGUCUCAGUGAAGGGCAAGGAGCUGAGCUCAUCCAGUGAUGAGGCGCCCACUGAGGCUCAGAAGAGAUCAACGGCUGCCGCCCUCUGUGACCUCACCACGGAGGUCCUGAGGACCAUAAACGCCACAGAGAACGCCAUGCUGGAGUACGGCCAAUCAGAGCCGCCGCUCAGAGCCCCGUUAGCAAACGCGGACGUUAAGCAGGCAGACGAUGCGUUCAGGGAACUUGAGGAAAAUGUGUACAUGGCGGCGGGUCAGUCGUUUGAGCUUGAGUCAAAGUUGCGCCGCCUGGAGCAGAGUGCGAAGAAUCGUUUUGGAGGGACCACGGACUCGGAGCUGUCGGAGCUGGAGGAUGUGGUGGCGUUGACCGCUGCCAGAGUCCAGAGUGCGGAGAGUGAGGUGUCAGACAUCGAGACAAAGAUCGCUGCCCUGAAGGCUGCUGGGUCAAAGAAAAGGGUUUCUGGAUCUCAUCAGAAGAAGAAAUCUCCACAGGAUGUGUCCAAGUCGACCAACGGAGCUCAGUGGAAAUCCACCAACAUGUUCUGAACAUCCUGGAUCAUGAUUAACAUGAUUAUCAUUUAUUGAUCUCACUCUUCUUCAUGUGCUUCCUGUCUGCAUUAACAGUCUGUCUGAAGCUACACUGUAAAAACUAACCCAGUAUUUAAAUCAGACCCUGAUCUAGAACCAGGAUAGACCACAGACCACGGUUCUAUAGUCUGGAAACGCUUACAUUGGACCCUUUAGACCGUGAGACCACACAGAGACCAGAUCUCAGAGAGACUCCCUGGAUCAAAGAGAAUCCAAACAAAGAUGGAAGACGGAGGAUGUCCUCUAAAACUGAAACCAGUCUGCCAGCUGAUAACAUCACAGCUGAUUGGUUAGACUUUCACGUCUGCCCCUCUCAUUGGCCACAUCAUUGAUGGGAGACUCUGACAGCCAAUCAGGAGUCAGUUAAAUCAAACAUGUCUGACAUCAUUGAUGGGAGACUCUGACAGCCAAUCAGGAGUCAGCAUUUCAAUCAUCAGGUUCUGAUUUUCUGUCUCUGAAUUUUUAAAUUUGCUUUAAAUUCCUUUUCAUCCUUUUAAAUAAUCAAUAAUUUCCUGUUUGUUAAUCAAUCCUUAAUAAUCAAUAGAGUGGAAUGAUCAUAGAACAAUCCAGAAGAGAGAAUUUAAAUACAUGGAUCAUUAUUGAUUAUGACUUCCUGUCUCUGUGUUCUUUAUUUCUGAUCACUUCUGUCACAAUCAAUAAAGGUAUUGAUUCAAACCAA
Cheilinus undulatus (humphead wrasse) is the source of this 4184-nucleotide messenger RNA. It is a transcript of the gene mlpha, whose product is annotated as melanophilin a. Lineage: Eukaryota; Metazoa; Chordata; Actinopteri; Labriformes; Labridae. Gene Ontology annotation, cellular component: cortical actin cytoskeleton. Gene Ontology annotation, molecular function: actin binding; small GTPase binding; myosin binding. Bases 1724 to 3463 code for a protein of 579 amino acids. The transcript has 15 exons. Gene Ontology annotation, biological process: intracellular protein transport. The record is from RefSeq and is a predicted model, not a curated record.